CUCAAAUUACAACCUCAGCGGAAAACAAUAACAAAAAUAGGUCCACAUACUCGUCCUUUUGUUCUUCUUCUUGUGGAGUCAGACGAUGGGCGAUGCCGCGCGCCCAAGUGAUGAUGUAUAUCAACGCGUCCUCCAAGAGAGCCUCGAUACCUGGUCUUCUUAUACGGCUGCUGUGAGCGAUGACGCACCAUUUUCUCGCGAGGCUCUAGACCUACAGAAUCUUGCUUCCCAGGUUCCAUCGUUUCUAGGCGAUGGUCUUAUCUCCCCAACCGAGACAAUUCCGUUCAGCUGCGAAGAAAAGCCAGCAGCGCAAGGGAAAGGUAGUCUGCUUGUGAAUGGCCGCUCAAAGUGGAGUACCUCAAGAGGAACCUGUGACCUACCACCAAUAGUCUUGCCUAAGCAACUUCUCUUAGCUGUCCAAAGCCGAUUAAGCGUCAGAUUGUCAGAAGAUGCACCGCUUGAGAAGUGGCCUUGUGUUAAGGGGUUGGAGGGUUACGACAAUGGAAAUUAUCUGGCAGUUCUCUACUUGGCUUGGGCUUAUAUCCUGUCCGUUCGAUGGGUUGAGAUGCUGAGUCGCUCAGCAGACCAUGAAAGUCGGAUGUAUUACGAUGUGGAGAUAUCGGGCGCAGCACCACAUCCGGACGAGCGGCCUGCCAUUCAGAUUGAUCUUGGGGAGAAGGUCUCUGGUGAAGAAGCUCUCUGGUGGCGCAACAUACUCUCUUCCGACACCUGCUGGGAUGCGACCACCAAAUAUAAUGGUCAAGUGUAUUUGUCGCCGUGGUCAGUGUCGGUAAAAGACGUUAGAAUAAUCUCGUCAGCCAUACUAUCCGUCGUCAACGUGUCAUCGCCGCCAUCAUCAGCUGUCGCCUUGGGAUACCUCACGCGUUUUUGCGAGCGCUAUGGGCUAUACGCCCAAUGUUCUACUGCGCUCACAGGAGUACUCUACAUUCCUUUCCUAAAGGGCAAAACGAUUUCCCUUCCCUUUCCAAGACAACUUUCCCGGGAACAGCUGAAGGCGCAUUUCAGCCACCGGGUGUCUCUCCCUACCAUUAUUAAUCUUCUUGAGACCCACAAAGAACUGCUCCCCAAGUACAUGACCUUGAGUUCCAAUCCUUGGGGACUCCGCUCUCUUCUGUGCAGUACCUUCUUCAAUCCUGAUAUUGAGUGUAAUCUCGCCAGCGCUUGGUUAAACCCGGCGUUUGCGGUGCUUGACUCAAUCUCUUCAGCAAACCCGGCCUUGAUAGCCGCUGUACUUUCCAAGCGACAGCCUCCACUUGGAGUACUUUGGCUCGGAGCAGUGUGCUCGGAUGUGGCAAAACCUGUCCUGCGUGAUAUACGUGCGGGAAUGGUCGCGCUAGAUCUUCCAUCUUCUGCAUGGACUGGGAUACCGCAGACGUUUCUAACUUCUCGAACACAACGGGUCAAUGAUGAAUCCAUACGUCGCGAUGACGAAUGCCGUCUGUUAUUCAUCACAGCCACCGAAGGCCACGACCGACCUCCGAUAUGGCCCUGGAAGCCCUUCGGCGUGACGCAACUAUCAGACACGGAUCUAACGGUUCAAGAGCAUGCUCAAUGUCCUUCUACACAUUGCUUAGAAUACCAAUCUUGGGAAUGGCUUUUGUCAGAAGACGGUGCAAUUCAAGACUUUAGUAAAGGAAAUGAAAGGCGAACAUAUGACAUAACACCAUUCUCUACCACCCAAAGGAACCCCAGCCCGCCCAGAGAUAUUAGUGACAAUCUCCUCUCGCAAUCUCUUUCUGAAAUAGCCACGCGUGGCAUUUUCCAAUGGUUAAGGUCAACGGGAUAUCCUCGCAACGAAAAAGGGAUAUAUCAACAUUCUUGGGUUGAUAUGGAAGGCACUGAUGACGAAGAGCCUGACGAUGCGGAAUCAGACGUUGGAAAUGAGGUGGGCUUCAAGAUCCAGAGAGUCGAAAAUUGGUUGGAUGGUAUUGAGGGAUGUUCUUGACUUCGGUUAGUUCGUGAGAUCAAUGUACUCAGUAAACCCAUCUGGGCCACCGCCUGGGUGGUCAGGACAUUUGGCGCAGAUGGCAUGUCCCCGAGUCGCCAUGAUCGCCGGUCUGACAGAUUUUCCACCUCUUGCGGCAUCCUCUUUCCUUGCAUGUCCAACUAUUGUGCUCGUUGUUCCAAUGUCCGCACCUUCGAUUCGCGCAAACACCGACUUGGCCGGAACUCGCUGUCAUCCUGUUGAAAUGAAGAUAUGGUAUAUAAGAUAGUAGUGAGGCUCU
Messenger RNA from Aspergillus ibericus CBS 121593, 2246 nucleotides. RefSeq lists its product as uncharacterized. NCBI's taxonomy places the organism in Eukaryota, Fungi, Ascomycota, Eurotiomycetes, Eurotiales, Aspergillaceae. Bases 86 to 1966 code for a protein of 626 amino acids. The record is from RefSeq and is a predicted model, not a curated record. The transcript has a single exon.